Molecule: messenger RNA, 2586 nt
Organism: Gamsiella multidivaricata
Lineage: Eukaryota; Fungi; Mortierellomycota; Mortierellomycetes; Mortierellales; Mortierellaceae
Exons: 1
Coding region: 95-2317 (740 amino acids)
Source: RefSeq, a predicted model, not a curated record
UGUCAGAAUCCGCCCUUCACCUUCCUCAUUCGUUUCCAAAUGACCGCUCGCUGACUGCUCUUCAUGAUAUCAUUAUCAUCGGCGCUCGGCUGUAAUGUCUAGCCAGCACUCACCACCGCAAGGCCAAGGCGACGCCAGUAUCCCCCUUCGAUCUACCGCGAUGCCCCUCAAUGUCGCACACAACCUUCCGACCAAAUCCAGCGAGCUUUCGCCAAGCGCAGACAUCAGGAGACCAAAGCGCCAGCUGCCUGAUGGUCGCAAAACUAGGCAACAGAGAGAUAACAUCGAGAAUGCGCCGUCAGCAGCAGCUUCCAUUCAGAUCCUAACGAGCCUCCCCGUUCAAAAGCAAUCCACAAAGAUCCGAAAGAGGCUGACUGAGACCCAACCCAGCCCGUACAACAGCGAUGUGGAACCAAGCAAAAGACGCAAGGUUCUUCAAACCUACACGGCUCCCGCAACCGUCCCCUCCGCGUUGAACGUCACUCCUCUCCAUCGCACGCUCUCUGACAAGUCGACAUAUCUGAAUCAAGGCUCCGUCCCUGAGACCAAUGCCGGAUUAAAGCAGUCGUCAGUCAAGACACAGUCAACCUUGGCGAGUUGGAGGAUGGAUCCUCGGUCAAUGCAUAGUGGCUCUGAAAGUGAUGAUGCUGAUGACGAGGACGAGAUAUCCAACGGAAAUACCGUGCGAUCUGUUGUCGAAAUUCAGGCACCAUCUCAAGCGUUUGCCACAACAGAUCGUCGCCAAGGUCUGAUCUCUGCCUUUGGGGCCCAACCUUCACCUGCUGAAACUGUAUCAUCUCCCUCAAUCGAGGAUGACCUUUUUGGCAGUGACACGACUCUGACCAGUCCCGAGGAGGACUCUGAAGACGAACAAGAGACUAACGAUGCGAGCUCCGCGCAGCCAUUGGAGGCGUCACCCUUGACUACUCCAGCUGAGGAAGACCCGUCCGAGGCCAUGCCUACGCCCACCGCCAGCCCUGCGAAACGUAGGGGACCUGGUCGCCCCCGCAAGAACCCUUUGCCACCUAACACGUCGUCCUCAAAACGCCGCAAGAGCCAGGAAGAUAUCAGGGUUUCAACCGCAGAGGCGUCGGUAUUAACCCCGCCACCCGAGCAGCCAUUAUCAGUCCAGCCCGGGAAAUACGGUAGAUCUAUCGUAUCGCCGCCACCAUCACCGAGAGCCGGAAAGGAGUUUACGACCCCGAAGGCAUAUGGAUCGCUCAUGGCUCGCAUCAUAGAUGGCAAAAAACUAUUACAGUUGGAGGACAGUGAGGCGGAUCUAUCUGACUCGUCCGAUGAUACGGAGGUGGUGACGCUGGUAAAAUGCAAGGAGACCCUUUCGAGCACGCAUGACGAGAGUCUCAGCGAUACGUCUUCAAGGCUUGCUAGCCCUGACCGAAUCGUUGCCCCUGUAUCGGAUUCUGCUCUCGGAAACGACACCCCCGCCGCCAUAGCCACUUCUAUUGAGCGCGCAGUCGAGUCUGUGAUGAGCAAGCUAGCCUUGAUAAAAGCAGAGUCUUCUACAAAGUCCGCAGAUCAUGUGUUUGCCGUGCCUGCAGUCCCACUGUCCCGUCCGACUCACGCUACGCGUUCCAGCACUAAAGCCAAACCCGUUCCUAUUAAACAUUCAGGGCGCGCUUUCUCUUUGACCCCUGCACGACGCUCCAUUUUGAAACAGCGCCACAUUCGUCCUACUAUUCGCAGCAUCCCUCGUCCUAGGCUGUUCCAGACCUGCCUUGAGAUCAUGACCCAUCCCAAUCCGACGCGUCCCCGACCAAACGUGCAUGCUAUGGCAUCGAUGCUCAAGCACUUUCUUCAGCGAGGCAUGUGCGAUAUUCAGGAACCAAAGCAGAAGGUUAAGCUCCUAGUGCAAGAUGCCCCACUUGACUUAGCAUCGCUUCAAGCGCAAGCGUGGGGUGCUGUUAUUGGGAACGGAAAGGGUUUGCUUCAGACGUCGACACGAAAACAGGACGAACAGCGCAGGGUUACUGAACGACGCACAAUCGUCGCAGAUGCUUAUCAAGCCCUCAAUCUCCCUCCACCCGUCGAGAACUGGGACAAAUCCUCAAAGAUCAUUGCUGCGGGGCUUUCGCUGGAUAAUGGACCUAGUUCGACUGUGGAAGGCGCUGAUGCGCAAAGGUGGUCUGAUGUGAGGGACGACACUUUGGAUCAUCUCAGCCGCCGCCUCGGAUGUGAUUACUGCCGGAAAACGCACAGCAACAUGAAUAGCCUUCUCGAGCACAUGGAUCGAUGCACGAUGGCCCACUUGGUAAGUGUUAUAUCGUUAAAUGAACCGUUCUGUACAGUCAUUACUUGAGAUCAGAAGAAAGUAACGAGUAUACGGAUUUGCUUCAUGUCAUGAUAGCAAACGUCCAUUUUUAGCGAUGUGGAUGGAGAGUCUACCGCUUCGGAGACGGAGGAUCAACGCAAAGCGCGAUGCCCUAAAGCUUCGCGUGAGAUGUACGGCAGCAAGAACACUGGCGAUGAGAACACCAAUGAGGAAUACGAGGAUGAGGAAGGGAUCAUCAUGUGCGUUUGCGGAUCAAAGGAGGACGAGGGGGCCAUGGUGCAGUGCGAUAAAUGCAA